Messenger RNA from Pseudophryne corroboree (corroboree frog), 1056 nucleotides. Its product is annotated as olfactory receptor 4N2-like. The record is from RefSeq and is a predicted model, not a curated record. The coding region runs from base 1 to 1056 and encodes 351 amino acids. NCBI's taxonomy places the organism in Eukaryota, Metazoa, Chordata, Amphibia, Anura, Myobatrachidae. Gene Ontology annotation, biological process: G protein-coupled receptor signaling pathway; detection of chemical stimulus involved in sensory perception of smell. Gene Ontology annotation, molecular function: odorant binding; olfactory receptor activity; G protein-coupled receptor activity. Gene Ontology annotation, cellular component: membrane. The transcript has a single exon.
AUGAACUCCUCAGAAUGCAGCCUGGCAACUAUAGUCAACGCUUCACUCAUGCUGCAGAGAGAAGUGGACUCCAACAUCUCUCAGGAAAUCAGCCUGCAGUCGCACUACAUGAUACAGGAGUGGAUUAUUUAUACGUCUUACUCAGAAAUGCACAUGUUCCUUAUUCCUACAAUCUUCUGCUGUGUGACAGCACUCUUUUUUACUCCUUUGAUAUUAUUCGCUAUUUACUCCAACAUCAGCAUGCGCCAGGAAAUGAGGUUCUUACUCCUGGGAAACACAGUGCUGUGUGACUUGGUAUACCUUAUGUUCUACGCUUUGACUGCCAUAUGCAAUGUGAUGAACCUGAAGAUCCCCAAACAUAUCUGUGUGCUGUUUCUGUUCCUGUUGGCUGUUAUGUACUGGGGAGGUGUCCUCACCACAGCCUCAAUGGUGGUGGACAUUUAUUUGGCAGUCUUGUGGCCCCUUCACUAUUUGUCAUUGCUCCCUGCACGAAGAACUAAAAAACUGUUAAUAUUGCUCUGGUUUUCAUCCUUCUUUUUCCCAGCACUUGUAUUUUUGGCCUUGUACUUUACGCAAAAUCCAGGGCCAUGUCCUCUUGAACUAUGUUCCUUACCUAUGAUCUUGCUCACGGCUCUGCACGGAGACGAUGCUCUUAAGUUGUGUUAUAUCCUAUUUGUAAUUAUUUUUCUUUUAUGCUUCUCCUUAAUCUUCUGCUGUUAUAUAGUUUUGUGCUAUAAAACUAGAGAAACGGGGAUCUGGAAAAGUGUAUCAUCCAGAGCCAAUAUAACCUUUCUAAUGCAUCACACCAUAUUGUUCUUCUAUUUGAGUCCUCUGCUACUUUUGCUGACAGAGUCCUUGCUGUAUAUGGGAAAAGUGAUUGGAUUAAGAACAGGAUUAUGGGUUACACUGACAAUUUGCAAUGUGCUGAUUGUGUUCCCGAAGGCUGCAUCGCCUUGUUUGUAUGGACUUCGGUACCGUGAAAUAUACAAGUCACUCAAGUUAUUCUUUAGAUUAAGAAAGCACAGGUUAGUUGCCCCUGUUAUAUCAGAUAUGUAA